AUGGCACGGCUCUCCAUCAAGCCGCCACCGUUCUGGAAGCCUGAUCCACGCAUGUGUUUCGCACAGGUGGAGGCGCAGUUUGUGCGAGCAGGGAUUAUGGCCGAUGAGACGAAGUACUACACAAUUGUAGCUGAAAUUGAUUCAGCAGUUCUCACUCACGCUACCGACAUAAUUUCAUCACCACCUGUUAGUGGCAAGUACGACGCAUUAAAGCAAAGACUGAUUACUGAAUUCGGCGAGUCGAACGAAAAAAGUCUCAAACGCUUAUUUGAAGGUUGCGAAUUGGGCGAGAAGAAACCUACUACUUUGCUUCGUGACAUGAAAGACUUAGCAAGUCAGCGAGUCGAUAAAGACGUUUUGAAAUCAUUGUGGCUGCGACGUUUGCCUGUACAAGUGCAGCAGAUUUUAUCAACACUCGAGGGCGAUAUCGAAGCUUUGGCUAAGAAAGCCGAAUAUCAUGGAGAUUGCAACGGCAAAUGGUAA
Molecule: messenger RNA, 483 nt
Organism: Rhagoletis pomonella (apple maggot)
Lineage: Eukaryota; Metazoa; Arthropoda; Insecta; Diptera; Tephritidae
Exons: 1
Coding region: 1-483 (160 amino acids)
Source: RefSeq, a predicted model, not a curated record